This is a messenger RNA of Esox lucius (northern pike), 1749 nucleotides long. RefSeq names its product seryl-tRNA synthetase 2, mitochondrial (gene sars2). The record is from RefSeq and is a predicted model, not a curated record. The transcript is spliced from 16 exons. NCBI's taxonomy places the organism in Eukaryota, Metazoa, Chordata, Actinopteri, Esociformes, Esocidae. Gene Ontology annotation, cellular component: mitochondrion. Gene Ontology annotation, biological process: mitochondrial seryl-tRNA aminoacylation. The coding region runs from base 31 to 1590 and encodes 519 amino acids. Gene Ontology annotation, molecular function: tRNA binding; ATP binding; serine-tRNA ligase activity.
UAUUAACAUAUCCUACUUCCGCAUUGGAACAUGGCGACUUGCAUUGGCAUAGUUGCAAGGCUUGGCACAUUGAAUGUCCUUAAACCGGUUUCAAGACACUUUGCAAAGCAGGGAAUAAAUGUAUUUACUCCCAGCCGCUCCACUCAUGAGUUGCGAAGUAGUCUGUAUGAACAUGUACGCGAUGGCUACAGUGACAAACCAGACCUGGACAUGCGACUUGUGUGCGAAGAGACUGACCAGGUCAUUGCCAAUGUGGAGAGUCGUAAAGGUGAUCUGCGGGGCGAAGAUGUCAGGGAGAUUGUGUGUGUUUGGAAGCAGCUUGAAGCCGUGCGCAGGGACAUCACCCAGCUGGAGGAGCAGAAGAAAGUGAUCAGCGACAGAGUGCGGGCUCUUGUGGAUCAGAAUGACAAGAAGACCCUGGCUAAUAUUCCGGAGUUCCAGCAGGCGACCAGGGAGGGGCGGGACAUCCGCCUGCGGCUGGUUCAGCUGUACCCACGGGAGAGUGAGCUGGAACAGGAGCACUACAACCGAGCCCUAAGACUGCCCAACACUACACACCCUGAUGUGCCAAUCGGAGAUGAGAGCCAAGCAAGAGUGUUGGAGCUGAUUGGACAGAAGCCUGUGUUUGCCUUCAAACCCAGGGGGCACCUAGAGAUCGGGGAGGAGCUGGGUCUUAUCAGACAGAGGCGUCUAGCUCACAUCUCAGGUCACAGGUCGUACUAUCUCAGGGGAGCAGGGGCCAGACUCCAGUCGGCCCUUCAGAACUUUGCCCUGGAGACUCUGCAGCGACGGGGGUUCAUACCAAUGGUAGUUCCGGAUAUUCUGAAGGGGGCUGUGUUUGAGGGUUGUGGGAUGCAGCCCCACGCCCACAGGUCUCAAGUGUACUCUCUAGACCCCACCCAGUUCCCUGACCUGAAUCUGGCCGGCACUGGGGAGGUGGGCAUAGCAGGCUAUUUCAUGGACCACGCUGUUAACCAAAAGGACCUGCCUGUCAGGUCAGUGUGCAGCAGCACCUGUUACCGGGCUGAGACCGACACCGGCCGGGAAACCUGGGGUCUUUACCGGGUACACCACUUCAACAAGGUGGAGAUGUUCGGCGUGACCGCGGAUGAGACGGGGGACGAGAGCUCUCAGAUGCUGGAGGAGUUCCUCUGCCUGCAGAAGGAGAUCUUCUCGGCCCUGGAUCUUCACUACAGAGUGCUGGACAUGCCAACUCAGGAGCUGGGUCGUCCAGCACACAGGAAAUACGACAUUGAGGCCUGGAUGCCAGGGAGGAACAGCUUUGGAGAGAUCUCCAGCGGUUCCAACUGCACCGACUAUCAGAGUCGACGCCUCAACAUUCUCUAUGAGCGGGAAGACGGCAGCCUGCAGUAUGCUCACACGGUCAAUGCCACAGCAUGCGCUAUUCCUCGUACCAUCAUUGCUAUACUGGAGACUCACCAGACCAAGGAGGGGACGGUGCUUGUUCCUCCGGCUUUGCAGCCCUACCUUGGUUUAGAGGUGAUUGAAAAGCCAAAAUACUCUCCUUUGACAUACAUUGGACCAAACCAGCCCAAUCGCAUAUGCCGCCCUGUCUCGAAGCUCAGAUGACAUCACUGACACACAGAACAACCCUGUUUUCCUUACGGAUGUUCACUGCUUCUGUGUAGCUAGGCCAUGUAAAUAUACUUAUAUCACAGUACUGUUUGUGAAUGUGUCAAGAUGACAUUGAAUGUUUGUCUCUUCAAAAUAAACUAUUAAACAAAGAUG